Messenger RNA from Argentina anserina (silverweed cinquefoil), 2616 nucleotides. Its product is annotated as protein SCARECROW. The record is from RefSeq and is a predicted model, not a curated record. The coding region runs from base 156 to 2546 and encodes 796 amino acids. Gene Ontology annotation, cellular component: nucleus. The transcript has 2 exons. Gene Ontology annotation, molecular function: sequence-specific DNA binding; DNA-binding transcription factor activity. Gene Ontology annotation, biological process: radial pattern formation; regulation of DNA-templated transcription; leaf development. NCBI's taxonomy places the organism in Eukaryota, Viridiplantae, Streptophyta, Magnoliopsida, Rosales, Rosaceae.
AUCUUUCCACCGUUAUCUGUUUGGGACAUUGCUCCAUUCCUCCUCUGUUUAAAUCCUUCUUCUUCAUCCUCUUGAUUCUUCUCCCAUGAGGCAUUACAUCCAACACUACCUUAUUCCUACUCUCAUCAUUUUCUUCCCAAGAACCCGAACCAGUCAUGGCUGCUUGUGCUUUGCUAGGUGACAAUGGCGACCAUGUCAGUGCCAAUGGAAGCAGCAGCAACAACAACAACAACAGUAGUGCUAGUCACAGUCCAUUGAACUCCACCAGCCAAGGAAGCAGCGUUGUCGAGCAGCAGCAGAACCCGGCUCGGUCGAAAAUGGUGAGGAAGAGAAUGGCUUCCGAGAUUGAAGUGCAGCCUAGCAGUAACAACAACAACACCAACUCAAUCAGAAACAACAAUAAUGGUGACAAUUAUAUGAGAGCAGCUUCGCGUAACCGGAGCGUGAUGCUAAAUCCAAACCCGACCCAUGACAAAGUGAAUAUGGUCUCCAACUACUCCACCACUAUGCUCAAUCUACCAGUACCAUCAUCGUCCAACAAUCUGACAACUCUCAUGACGUCAGGUGGGGUUCUAUCAACUGCUUCAGCUUCUUCUUCCUCUCCAACCUGGGGUCCUAUAGACCCUUUGUCCCUCCAUCAUCCCAUUCACCACUCCCAGAUCGCCGCCACCUCUCCUCCUCCCGCCGUCUGCGGCUUUUCAGGGCUGCCUCUCUUCCCACCGGAGAGAACAACUCCCCCCUCAACUCAUCCUACCACGGCGCUUUCUACUGUCAUGGAUCAAGACAGCUCCGCCACGGCGUGGAUCGACGGCAUCAUAAAAGACCUCAUCAACAGCUCCACCAGCGUCUCCAUUCCUCAGCUCAUACAAAACGUGAGGGAGAUCAUCUUCCCUUGCAACCCCAACUUGGCUUCCCUCCUCGAGUAUCGCCUCCGCUCCAUAUCGGAGCCGCCCCCGCCUCCGAUCCCGACUUUCAGUCGAAGAAGAGAGCAACUAGGUCCGGGGUUGAAGCUUAAUAUCGACUCUACCUCCACCGGAAUAAAUGACGUCGCUACUGUUUUCCCGUCAGAUGGCAACAGUGGUCACCAUGUGAUUAGCAACCAGGACUUGUACUUGAGCUGGGGAGCCACCCUACCCCAACAACCCAACCCUACCUCCUCCCCUACUUGCAACGAAAGCAACCUCCAGGCUCAGCAGCACCACAUUUCCCAGCAGAUUCAGCCACAACUACAACAACAAGUACAACAACAAACACACGAUAAGCAGCGGCAAAGCUCCCCAUCCCCGGCCGCGGAGUCUACACAAAACAACACUGCACUACAGUCCACCACUGCAGCUGCACCUACGCCGUCCCCGGCGGCACUACUCCGCGAGAAGAAAGAAGAGAUGCGGCAGCAGCAGCGAGACGAAGAAGGGCUGCACCUCCUCACCUUACUACUCCAAUGCGCCGAAGCCGUCUCCGCCGAUAACUUCGAAGAAGCAACCAAAAUGUUACUAGAAAUCUCCGAGCUUUCUACCCCUUACGGCACCUCCGCGCAGCGCGUGGCGGCUUACUUCUCCGAGGCCAUGUCAGCGAGACUAGUCAGCUCGUGUCUCGGCAUCUACGCCUCCCUCCCGGCCUCCGCCGCGCCAAUCACCCAUUCGCAGAAGCUUGUGUCCGCGUUCCAAGUCUUCAAUGGAAUCAGUCCUUUUGUGAAGUUCUCCCACUUCACGGCCAACCAAGCAAUCCAAGAAGCAUUUGAAAGAGAAGACCGGGUGCACAUAGUCGAUCUCGACAUCAUGCAAGGCCUACAAUGGCCUGGACUCUUCCACAUUCUAGCUUCCCGCCCCGGUGGCCCACCAUACGUCCGCCUCACCGGGCUUGGAACCUCCAUGGAGGCACUAGAAGCUACCGGAAAGCGCUUAACGGACUUCGCAGACAAGCUAGGGCUUCCGUUCGAGUUCCUCCCAGUGGCGGAGAAGGUGGGUAGUUUGGACCCUGACCGGCUUAACAUAAGCAAGAGAGAGGCCGUGGCCGUUCACUGGCUGCAGCAUUCGCUUUACGACGUCACCGGCUCCGACGCCAACACGCUCUGGCUUUUGCAGAGAUUAGCACCAAAAGUGGUGACGGUAGUGGAACAGGACUUGAGUCACGCCGGUUCUUUUCUAGGGAGGUUUGUGGAGGCCAUACACUACUACUCGGCGUUGUUCGAUUCUUUGGGUGCAAGCUACGGUGAAGAGAGCGAGGAGAGGCACGUCGUGGAGCAACAGCUUUUGUCAAGGGAGAUACGGAAUGUUUUAGCCGUGGGAGGGCCGUCACGGAGCGGUGAAGUCAAGUUCCAUAACUGGAGGGAGAAGUUCCAGCAGAGUGGGUUCCGGGGGAUAUCUUUGGCGGGAAAUGCGGCGACUCAGGCGACCUUGCUGCUUGGGAUGUUCCCUUCUGAUGGCUACACAUUGGUGGAGGACAAUGGGACUCUCAAGCUUGGAUGGAAAGACCUCUGUUUGCUCACUGCUUCGGCUUGGAGACCACCUUAUCAUGCUACUACCAACCCCAACCUUCACUACUGAGCUUGUUUUUGAAUGUAUUAUCCGUAAUCCGUUGCCCGGUUAUAAUUUUUGUUUAGUUGAAAUCCAUCUA